UCAUCCCACCAAAAAACAAAAAAACAUACAUCUUGGUAAGUUUUACCAUUAAGGGAAUGGACUUAUUCAUCACUUCCAAAAGUUUAUAGAAGUUUGAAUCCAAUUUUUAUAUUCAUACAUUAUCCCAGGAGUAUUUUUCCAUAUUAUGAAUUGAUUUUUGUUGGCAUCUUUGAGGGCCAACAAAAAUCAAUUCCUAAUACGGAAACAUCUUUUAAAGGUCUGUUGUAGCCCAUAAUACUGUCCUCAUUGGAAAGGACUUUUGCCUUUGUAAACAUGAUAUGAAGCUGCUCAGGGUUGGAGUAUAGCAUUGUGGUUAGACUGUUUGAACCGUCAUUACUCGUACGUAACCCAGGUUGACCUUGAACUGACAAGCCUCCUGCCUCAAUACCUCCUGAGUUCUGGGAUUAUAGGUGUGUACCAUGAUGCCCAGCCUGCAAUCACUUUUAAGACCUUUGCCAAAUUGCUUCUCUUUUUUUUUAAACAGUAUUGGUGUUUUGAACUCAGGGCCUUGCACUUGCUUGUCAAGCAUUCUACCACCUGAGCUACACCCCAAGCCUUUUUGCCUAGGCCAGCUUCAAACUGCACCACAAUCCUCCCACUUCUGCCUCUGUGCACAGUUUAUAUUAUAGAUGUGUAUCAUCAUGCUUGGCUUGUUCUUUAAGAUAGGGUCUUGCUAACUUUUAUUGCCCAGGCUUGCUUUGAAGCAUAAUCCUCCCAUAUCUGCCUCCAACAUAGCUGGUAUUAUAGGCAUGAGCCACUGUGCCUGAUCCAAAUUACUUCUUUACAGGGUCAUGCAAAUUCUCCCUCCCUGCAGUGAGGUAUGAGCCCCUCAGCACCUGGGCUCUUCCAUCCUUCACAGUCUCUGCUCUUUGGGGCAGGCCCAAAAGGCAACAUCAUUUCCCAUUCCCCUUAAAUGGCUGUGGUGGUCAGAAAGUUCCUGCUAAUAAAGGGCUCCUGUCUACCUUCACCCUAAUUCCAGUCCUGGCCUGUUCUCAAGGCCAUCUGAUCCCUACCUCAUGUGAUACCAGAGAUGGUUCCACUGCUGCUAGUACUCUAGCCACCAGGAGGGAGAGCAGGUGGUGGAGUGAUCAGUCAGUGGUUGUGGAGAUGUAGGACCCUGGGAAAUCCAGAAAAAGCAAGAAACCCCUGAACUUCCAGAAUUUACCAGAGCAUAUGGACCAGCUGCUACAGGUGGACAACGAGGAUGAAGAAAGCCAGGAAGAGGUCGAAGGACGACUUGGCCCAUCCACUGUGGUCCUAGACCACACAGGAGGCUUUGAGGGGCUUCUUCUGGUGGAUGAUGACCUCCUGGGCGUGAUUGGACACAGCAACUUUGGCACUAUCCGCUCUACCACAUGCGUGUACAAAGGGAAGUGGGUCUACGAGGUGCUCAUCUCCUCUCAGGGGCUCAUGCAGAUUGGCUGGUGCACCAUCAACUGCCGCUUCAAUCAGGAGGAGGGGGUUGGAGAUACACACAACUCCUAUGCCUAUGAUGGGAACCGAGUGCGCAAGUGGAAUGUGACCACAACGAAUUAUGGCAAGGCGUGGGCAGCGGGGGACAUUGUGAGCUGCCUGAUUGACCUGGAUGACGGUACUCUGUCCUUCUGCCUGAAUGGUGUGUCACUGGGCACUGCCUUUGAGAACCUGUCCAGAGGCCUGGGCAUGGCCUACUUCCCAGCCAUCAGCCUGUCUUUUAAGGAGUCUGUGGCCUUCAACUUUGGCAGCCGUCCUCUGCGCUACCCAGUUGCGGGCUUCCGGCCCCUGCAGGACCCACCAUGUGCUGACCUGGUACGGGCUCAGAGAUUACUGGGCUGCUUCCGUGCAGUGCUCAGUGUGGAGCUGGAUUCUGUGGAAGGGCGGCUGGUGCAGAAGGACAGCUCUGAGUGGCAGUUGCAGGGCCAGCCUACUGUCCUUCUCACGCUGGCCCACAUCUUCCAUCGCUUUGCACCACUCCUGCGCAAGGUGUACCUGGUGGAGGCUGUGCUCAUGGGCUUCCUGCUGGGCAUCGUGGAGAAGGGCACGCCUGUACAGGCACAGUCUCUGGUGCACCAGGUCCUGGACCUCUUGUGGCUCUUCAUGGAGGACUAUGAGGUUCAGGAUUGCCUCAAGCAAUUGAUGAUGUCUCUGCUGCGGCUGUACCGGUUCUCACCCAUCGUUCCAGACCUGGGCCUGCAGAUCCACUACCUGCGGCUCACUAUCUCCAUCCUGAGGCAUGAGAAGUCCCGCAAGUUUCUGCUUAGCAACGUCCUCUUCGACAUGCUCCGAUCUGUUGUCUUCUUUUACAUCAAGAGCCCCCUGCGGGUGGAGGAGGCUGGCCUGCAUGAACUCAUUCCUACCACCUGGUGGCCCCAUCGCUCCAGCAGGGAGGGCAGAGAAAGUAAGGAAGUGAAGGAGGAAACCACUGAGGAGCGUCAACGGCGGCGGGCCUAUGAACGGGGCUGCCAGAGGCUCAAAAAGCGCAUUGAAGUGGUGGAAGAACUACAGGUCCAGAUUCUGAAGCUGCUGUUGGACAAUAAGGAUGAUAAUGGGGGUGAAGCUUCUAGGUAUAUCUUCUUGACUAAGUUCCGAAAGUUUCUGCAGGAGAACGCCAGUGGCCGGGGGAACAUGCCAAUGCUCUGCCCCCCUGAGUACAUGGUCUGCUUCUUGCACCGGCUGAUCUCUGCUCUGCGCUUCUAUUGGGAUGAAUACAAGGCUUCCAACCCCCGUGCUUCCUUCAGCGAGGAGGCAUACAUCCCACCUCAGAUCUUCUAUAAUGGCAAAGUGGACUACUUCGACCUGCAGCGCCUUGGGGGCCUCCUUUCACACCUUCGCAAGACCCUCAAAGAUGACCUUGCUUCCAAAGCCAACAUUGUGAUUGACCCAAUGGAACUCCAGGCGGCCACCAUGGAUGACCUGGAUGAGGAUGAGGAGCCAGCCCCAGCAGCAGCCCAGCGCCCCAUGCAGGCCCUAGCCAUUGGAGGGGCACUACCUCUGCCCCGGCCUGGCUGGCUCAGUUCUCCAACCCUGGGCCGAGCAAACCGCUUCCUCAGCACAGCAGCCGUGAGCCUCAUGACCCCACGGCGGCCUCUGAGCACCUCGGAUAAAGUGAAGGUCCGCACACUCAGUGUGGAGCAGAGGACUCGUGAGGACAUUGAGGGAAGCCACUGGAAUGAGGGCCUGCUGCUGGGGCGGCCCCCUGAGGAACCUGAGCAGCUCCUCACCGAGAACUCACUGCUGGAAGUCCUGGAUGGCACCAUCAUGAUGUAUAAUCUCAGCGUCCACCAGCAGCUGGGCAAGAUGGUGGGUGUGUCCGAUGAUGUCAGUGAGUACGCGAUGGCUCUGAGGGACACGGAGGACAAGCUCCGCAGGUGCCCCAAACGGAGAAAAGAUAUCCUUGCAGAGUUGACCAAGAGCCAGAAAGUUUUCUCAGAAAAGCUGGACCACCUGAGCCGCCGUCUUGCCUGGGUCCAUGCCACUGUCUACUCCCAGGAGAAAAUGCUAGACAUCUACUGGCUAUUGCGUGUCUGCCUGCGGACCAUUGAGCAUGGGGAUCGCACGGGAUCUCUCUUUGCCUUCAUGCCUGAGUUCUACCUGAGUGUGGCCAUCAACAGCUACAGUGCUCUCAAGAAUUAUUUUGGCCCUGUGCAUAGCAUGGAGGAGCUGCCAGGCUAUGAAGAGACCCUGACCCGUCUGGCCGCCAUCCUAGCCAAACACUUUGCUGACACACGCAUUGUGGGCACUGACAUUCGAGACUCACUGAUGCAGGCCUUAGCCAGCUACGUGUGCUACCCACACUCCCUGAGGGCUGUGGAGCGGAUCCCUGAGGAGCAGCGUAUUGCCAUGGUGAGGAACCUCCUGGCACCCUAUGAGCAACGGCCUUGGGCCCAGACCAACUGGAUCCUGGUGCGGCUUUGGAGGGGCUGUGGAUUUGGGUACCGCUAUACACGGUUGCCACAUCUGCUGAAAACCAAACCAGAGGAUGCCAAUUUGCCCAGCCUCCAGAAGCCCUGCCCCUCCACCCUGCUGCAGCAGCAUAUGGCAGACCUGCUGCGGCAGGGUCCCGAUGUGGCACCCAGCUUCCUCAACAGCGUCCUCAACCAACUCAACUGGGCCUUCUCUGAGUUCAUCGGCAUGAUCCAGGAGAUUCAGCAGGCUGCUGAACGGCUGGAGCGGAACUUUGUGGACAGCCGACAGCUCAAGGUGUGUGCCACCUGCUUUGACCUCUCGGUUAGCCUGCUGCGUGUCUUGGAAAUGACUAUCACUCUGGUGCCUGAGAUAUUCCUUGACUGGUCCCAGCCUACCUCUGAGAUGCUGCUGCGGCGUCUUGCACAGUUGCUGAACCAGGUGCUGAACCGGGUAACAGCUGAAAGGAACCUCUUUGACCGUGUGGUCACCCUACGGCUACCUGGCCUGGAGAGUGUGGACCACUACCCCAUCCUGGUUGCAGUGACAGGCAUCCUGGUGCAGCUUCUAGUACAUGGUCCAGCCUCAGAGACAGAGCGAGCCACAUCAGUACUUCUGGCUGAUCCCUGCUUCCAGCUCCGUUCUAUAUGCUAUCUCCUGGGGCAGCCAGAGCCUCCAGCACCUGGCACUGCACUGCCUGCCCCUGACCGGAAGCGCUUCUCCCUGCAAAGCUAUACAGAUUAUAUCAGUGCUGAGGAGCUGGCCCAGGUGGAACAGAUGCUGGCACACCUGACUGCUGCAUCUGCCCAGGCAGCAGCUGCAUCCCUGCCCACCAGUGAGGAUGACCUCUGCCCAAUCUGUUAUGCCCACCCCAUCUCUGCCGUGUUCCAGCCUUGUGGCCACAAGUCUUGCAAAGCCUGCAUCAACCAGCACCUGAUGAACAACAAGGACUGUUUCUUCUGCAAAGCCACCAUCGUGUCUGUAGAUGACUGGGACAAGGCAUCCAAUACAAGUACCUCAGCUGCCUAGGCCAGCCUAAUGCACAAAGCUUGCAUCACCCUGGAACCUCUACCCUCAAAACCAGACCCAAGCUGAGCCCUAUUUAUGAGCUCCCUUGGCCCUGUCCCCCCAGCACCACCACAUCACAUCCAACUUCCUUCUUGCCUGUGUGUAGCCUCAUUGAUGGGAGCUCAGCCACAGCCCUAAUUAUGCCUGAGCUUGACUUUUAGUCUGGGCCAUGGUGACCAUUAAAUUAUUAUUCCAUACA
Messenger RNA from Castor canadensis (American beaver), 5149 nucleotides. Lineage: Eukaryota; Metazoa; Chordata; Mammalia; Rodentia; Castoridae. The record is from RefSeq and is a predicted model, not a curated record.